Messenger RNA from Episyrphus balteatus (marmalade hoverfly), 2423 nucleotides. Its product is annotated as putative inorganic phosphate cotransporter. Bases 683 to 2116 code for a protein of 477 amino acids. Gene Ontology annotation, cellular component: plasma membrane. NCBI's taxonomy places the organism in Eukaryota, Metazoa, Arthropoda, Insecta, Diptera, Syrphidae. The record is from RefSeq and is a predicted model, not a curated record. Gene Ontology annotation, molecular function: transmembrane transporter activity. Gene Ontology annotation, biological process: transmembrane transport; monoatomic anion transport. The transcript has 7 exons.
AAACAAAUCCGAUGUGGCCACUUAAUCUGGGUAUUUGUAAGGCUCCCACUCCACUCUGAAUUUGUAUAUGUCGUAGCGCGUAUCUCUCUAUAGUUAGUUUGGGCUUCUAAAUAUACCGAGAUCGACCGGUUGCUUUUGCCUUACUGUUGUCGUUGUAAUUCAAAGACCAAACCAAACCAAACCGAAACCAAACCAUAACCAGUGCCAGUGGUAAUGUACUUCUUCUCGCGGUUUGACGUUUUGUAAUAUUAUGCGCCACCAUGAUGGUAUCGCGGGUGACUGUCUUUUUGCAUUCAAUUAAGGUUUAUGGUGGAGCAUUUUCAUUUGUUUGUGUUUUAUUAAAAGGUUUCUGGAACAUUCAACCAUGACGAUCAAACAUUUCUGAAAUAACUUAGUCAUAUGAAAGUGAUGCCAAAAUUAUAAUAAUUUUCAUAAGGACAUUAAAAUAAAAUCAGGCAUUCGGUUAAGUGCAUAAAACAUUUGUUCAAACACUCGGAGUACUGACUCAAUUGAGUGAGUGCGUCAACAAAAGCCUAUAACAACGCGGCAGCAUUAAUUUGUUGAUAUUGAUUAUUAUUUCCCAUCAGUCUGUGAUAACAUCUCAACUCGAAUAGAAGUGGAAAACGGGCAUAAAUCAUAUCAAGCUUUUUUUGGAUAUCAUAACGAGAUAGUGAAUAAUAAAAUGGUUAACAAUCGCAGAUUCAACGAUAAAGAACCAGCAUUUGGAAUACGUCAUUUACAAUGUGCUCUUAUAUUUUUUGGACAGGCAGUUGCCUAUAUGUUACGUGUAAAUAUGUCCGUAUCUAUUGUGGCUAUGACAGACAAAACAACAAAUUCUGACUUUGAUGUUUUCACGUGGUCAGAAAAAACAAAAUCACUCAUACUCAGCAGUUUCUUUUGGGGUUACGUAAUAACCCAAGUUCCAGCUGGACAACUUGCUCAAAGAUAUGGAGCAAAACUAGUUCUCUUUUGGGGAAUAACAAUAUGUUCAGUCUUAGCAAUUCUUACACCAGUAUGUGCCCGUCUCGGUGGAUCACCGUUAGUUUGUACACUACGUGUUAUACAAGGACUUUGUCAAGGAUGUCUUCUACCGUCAACACACAAUUUGAUAUCCAAAUGGGCUCCAGUAGCCGAACGUGGAAGACUCGGUACAAUAAGUUACUCUGGUGGACAAUUUGGAACCGCUCUGAUGCUAUGCAUAAGCGGAGAACUGGCCGCAUCGAUAAUGGGCUGGCCAAGUACAUUUUAUUUCCCCGGUGGAGUUGGAAUAAUUUGGGCAAUUUUAUGGUAUUUCUUCUCAUCAAGCUCGCCAGCUGAGAGUCAUUUAAUUUCAGAAGAUGAGAGAUUAUACAUUGAAAUGAUACCCGCCAAUGGGGUACCAAAUAAAAUAAACGAUGAGAAAAAACCAAAGCUGGUAACACCGUGGAAGGAAAUUUGGACAUCAUGUCCAUUUUAUGUCUUGUUGUUUGUUCAUUGUGCCAAUAAUUGGGGUUUCUGGACAUUAUUGAUUGAAAUUCCCACUUAUUUGAAGAAUGUUAUUGGAAUGGACAUAAAAAACAGUGCACUUUUGUCAUCAUUGCCAUAUUGGGUGAUGUUUUUGCUCAGCUACUUUUUCCUCUUUUUAUCGGAAAUAUUGGACAAGAAAAAGGGUAGAGAUUUAGCCUUUAGUCGAAAAUUCUUCAACUCAAUGGGACAUUGGGUACAGAUGUUGGGACUUAUUGGCUUGGGUUAUGUUGAUGGAAAUAAUCCCACAAUAGCUGUAGCACUUUUGACACUGACAGUUGGAAUGAAUGCAUCAUGCUAUUUGGGCUUUUUGAUCAAUCAUAUUGAUUUGUCACCAAAUUUCGCUGGAACUUUGAUGGGAAUUACAAAUGGAAUAGCGAAUAUAAUGAGCAUUUUUGCUCCCCUUACUGUUGGGGUCAUUGUAGAUGAUGAGAAAGACCCAGCUCAAUGGAGGAUCAUAUUUUUAAUAGCUGCUUCCUUCUUCUUUGUGGGCAAUUUAAUGUUUGUAAUUUUUGGAAAAUGUGAAACUCAACCCUGGAAUGAGCCGAAAAUAACAGAUGAAAAGAACAAACUAAAUGGUCACAAUACAGUCAACGUAGAAGCACAGCAGUGAGAUUAGGAGGCGUUUUUAUUUUAAUUUUCUUUAUAUUUUUUUUUAAAUUUAAGUUUAUGUUACGUACUCAACUGCAAAAAAAAAGUGUGAUCUAGUCAUAAGUACCUUUAGGUUUUAACAGGUUUUAAUAAGAUAUAUCAAUAGGAAUUAAAUUUAAAUAAAAUAAUUUGACAUAAAACAAAAAAAAAAAACAUUAAAAUAUUUUAAUAGCACAAGUUUUGUUUAAGAAUUUAUUAAAAAAAAAAAAAGUACUGCCAUAUGCGUUUUUUAACAUAAAUUAAUUUAAUUUUGCUUAUAGUUAUAAUAA